Messenger RNA from Porites lobata, 17224 nucleotides. NCBI's taxonomy places the organism in Eukaryota, Metazoa, Cnidaria, Anthozoa, Scleractinia, Poritidae. The record is from the annotation of a GenBank genome assembly.
AGCAAAAUUAAGGAAGAAGCUUAUAUAUCUCGCUGUUUUUCCUACGCUUUUUAUUAAUAACCACUGCAGGUGCAGAGAAAGAAAAUGAUAUGAUUAAUGUGUCUGGUUCAAGUGUUCACUCAGUCCUCGACGAAGGAAACUGGUAUUUGAUAAGAAAACAGGUGGUUUUAAAAUGUAAGGUGAGUCUCUGUGUUAUCGUAUUUUUCUAUCAAAUAUUGUUGUAGAUCUGGUGUUAUCUUCAUUUAUGGAAUAUUGAAUAAGUUCGUCUGAUGCAAAGCUGUUUCAAUUUGUCGAUUAAUCGAUCAAAAUACAAGCACACCUUUGCAAGACUGCUUUGGAAGCUUUAAAUCAGCUAUAUAAUUUACGCCUUGUAAAGAUAGUCAAUUCCUGUGUGAGUAUAGUUUGUUAUGUUUUUUGAACUAUUUAAUUCAUCAUGUUGGAGAGCUGGUUGUUAGGUGUCACUGCCGAUUGUCAAAUACUCCCAACUGUUUAUCUCUUAUAGUACCACGUCAGGGAAGUUGUCAACUCAUAACCUUGGUGUGACAAUUAUAUCCUAGGCUUACGUAUAAUUUUCGCGAAUUGCGCGUGCUUUAUUUACUAAAUGUAGUAAGCAUCUGCGUAUAAAGAACCUACGUUAUUACAAGUCACCUAGGAUAAGUCUUAUACAUAGCUGUUUAAGAAGGAAUCAGAAUGUUUAGGUUCUUAAUUCGAUUUUGAUUUGUAUUCGGGGUUUUUAAGGGUUUUAUUUACACUGGAACAACACUGAAGCUAAGUCAAAGUCAUACAUAGGCAAAUCAGAAGAUCAGACAUAGGGUCUGACAGAUUAUGCUGCUAAAAUCGAACAUUAUACUUUCAGGCAUCACUCAUGAUACCGAGGUAUUAUGCUCGAAAUUAUCAUGUCGUUGAAAAACUUGUGCUUCUUGUAAUGACCGACACUUAUACCUCCCGAACGUAAAAGAACAGUUUCAACUUAGAUCUAUUUAGGUUUCUGGGAAACUGCCCACCUACCCCUCCCCUAAGCCAACAUUUUGCAUUAGGUGAGAAGUAAGUGAUAAUGUUGGCUUACGGGAGGGGAAGGUGGGCAGUUUCCCAGAAAACUAAAUUUAUCCAUUCAAAUGAUCUCAACAACAACAACAACUUUAUUACAACCCAUACAAGCAAAAAUAAAAGAAGGGAAUUAACGCCAAUGAAUAGAAAGCAAGAAAGGGGUAUUGACCCCCUAAAAAACUAACUAGGAAUUUUAAAUAACAUGAAAUGAAUUAAAAUACUUAGGUCCGCGACACACAAACAAGAUACACAGACUAUCAAAAGUUUAUUACAUGUGCAAAGUGCGUUGGAGUUAUUACAAAUUGAGACAGCUUAGUUUAUUACAAAGUCUUAUGGACAGUUGUUAUAAAGUGCGACAGAUUUUUAUUACAGAGGGCGACACGGAUGGACAGUUAUUACAAAUUGCGACAACUUAUUUAUUAGAAACUGCGACAUUGUUUAUUACGAAUUGCGACAGGUGUUACAAAGUGCAAUGGAGUUAUUACAAAAAUUGCGACAAUACAGAAGAGCCUCCAAGGCCGUUCCUUGUCAUCGCUUUUAUCAACUAUUUAUUCACCGUGUUUAUUCGAUUAAGCGCCCAACCUCGAAUUAGCGCCCACCUCGAAUAAGCGCCCAUCCUUUAGGGAGGAAAAGCAAUAAGCUCCCAGUAUCGAAUAAGCGUCUCUCUUAGAAGCAUGAACUGAAGAAGUGUUAUAUCAAUGAUACUCAGGGUUUAAAGUUUUGAUGCUGGCGAGUGUUAGAUACAACUCGCAAUAAUCAAACUGUUUACUGUUCUCCUAGUACUGAUGUUGCUUUUUGAAAUAUCUGCCAAAAAUCUUUCCUACCCUUCACACGAUCCAUAGUCUGGUCAUGACGUCAUUUUUUUGUUUUUCUUGUGGAAUGGAGAUGUGUAAUAUCGAGGAACAUUUCUCGUCAUUUAGCCAAAAACCUGCACUCGAACUCUAAUGCGCUUGCCACAUGUACCGCGGAGUGACGACAGGCUCAUAAAUUCUUAUUGUUUUCGCUUCGGUUUGCCGCAAUAUUUGAAGUGGGCAUGCUAGUAUAUUGUCGCUAAGGCCCAGUUCAAACGUCCAUGGCCAUCUUUUCAUGUAUCGAACUUAAUACCUAUUCAGGUCGACCAAAAUUAUAUAAGUUCGACGCUUGAUUCAGACGUCGAACUUAAUUAGUCGGACUCAAUUCAUUUUCACGAUGUUCAAUGAUCUAAAACGCUUACAAGUGAAAAUAUUAGUAAUUUAUGCAUAGGUUCGGCACAUGAGAAUUUCGAGGUUUGAAACGAAGUCGCUCCAGUGUCGAAAUUCCCAUGUGGGCCACUCGAUCUUAAAUCAUGGGUCGAUCAGGAUUAGAUAUGUCCAACUUAAUUUAUUCACACGUCGAUCUUUUCGUGUACUUAAUUUAAGGGAUUAGGCUCGGUACAUGAAAAGAUCGCCGUUUGAACAGGGCCUAAGGCUUCUGGUGAAAAACGUCCUUUGUUUUGAUAAGUUCAUCACAAUUUGUCCAUGUAAAUAAAGCACAAGUUUACGCUUCAGCAGCGUCUUGUGUCAACUGAAGAUUGGUACAUAAAUAGUACGUGCCUGAGGAUCAAGCAGUUGCCCCUGCCUCAGGUGUCAGCAACCAAAUAAUCUGCUUGCCACUGAAAAAUCACGAUAUUUUGCUGAACCUCGUCUGUCCAAUCAUUGCUUGUUAUCAUUUCAUGCAAUCCGAUCAUGGGAUCCCUGUGCCUUCGAAUGCGCUGGUUAAGUUAAGAUACUUACAUUAAUUUAAUAAUUACUUGUCAGUAAGAAUAAUUAUAAUCAUCGUCAUCAUUAUUAGAAGCUUAAUGAUAAUAAUAACUUUUAAAAGCGAUUAAUAUCAAAGAAAUGCUCACCAAAGCGCCAAAUGUCUUGAUUUUCAAAAAAAUUCUUCUCAGUUACCGUAUGAGAAAUGCAUGAACAGUAGUGUAGAGAAUUUGCCUGUUGAUGUAAAUGCUUCCGUGUCGUCGUUGAAAUACAAUUAAACUCGACAUAUGCUAAUCUCAAGGUCACGUGACGUAUCGGUAUCAAAUAUAUCCGAUAUGAUCGACGCGAGGAACUUAAUUGGAAGGUCACAGAAACGCGUAUAUGCGAUUGUCGUAUAGAGUAAACAAAAUAUAAGAAGUGGCAAAAAGCAAUAUUGUUACAAACCCAAACAAUCCUAAUUACUGUAAGAAAUUACUUAUGUACUUCACCUAGGAAACAACCUUGGCCAACUGACCCGCUUUUCACCCUCGGGCCGCAUGUUAAGGGUGUUAAACUGAUCAGGGUAUUGAAAUAAACUGUAUCUUAACCCAUUACUCCUAAUUGUGGCAAAAGAAAAGGUUCACGAAAUUAUUCAAAUUUCUUUUUAAAAAACCGGAAAGAUAAAUAGCACCAUGCAAAAGGUCUUCCAAAGAGCUUUCAUUUGAAUGGUAACACCAUAGGAUUCUGUCCACAGUCUCAAAAGUUAGAACUACAUACUAAAUAAAUAGUGCCAUGUGAAAGUACCACUGAAGAGGUGUCGUUUGAAUGGUAACACCAUAGGAUUUCAUCCACAAACUCAAAAGUUAGAGCUACAUACUAAAUAAAUAGUGCCAUGUGAAAGUACUGCUGAAGAGAUUUCAUUUGAAUGGUAACACCACAAGAUUUCGUCCGCAAAUUUAAAAGUUAGAGUGACAAAUUAUCUCACCAUAACAAUGUCAGAAGUGGAAGGUUUGAGAGAAGAAAAUAAACUGACCUCUUAGUAUUCCAACACUUCUCUUUCAUAAUCAUGUUGGUGCCGGAUUAUACCUGACGGUUGUAAUAUAGCCGCAGAGCAUUGUCAGGAAUCUUUUGAACAUUUGUUUUUUGAUCGACGCUGUGUCAGAGAUCAUUUCCUUGUCGGGUUGACCUGAAAGCGGUCGUCUUUUUGUGUUUGUCGAAGAAUUUUUGUUCUUUAUUUUUGUAACGAAGUCACCUGUCAUGUACGUAGCUUGCACCUUAUUAAAAGUGCGUGCACUGGUGGGCCUUCCCAAUUAAAUGUAAAUGUUUCCAUUUCAUAAAGCAAAUAGAAGGUUUAAAAGCAAGUAAAUUCGACUAGAUGCCGGAUAUUACUUUGUAAUGCGCAUUUAUUUUGGCUUCGAGUCAAAUAUAAAUGCCCAUCCUGGUGUAUUUAGGCCGGAGUAGCAUGACACCCUCGGAAAGAUUUGUCAUGGAGUGAAUUGUUGGGUGCGCUGACGGAAAAUCACCUUUGUUUAAAUGUGAACUCAGCCCGCAAUUUAUCAAGUAAAUUAGAUGCGGCUGCCAUGCCAAAGCUGCCGAAUAUUUGCUCGGAUUAGUUUUUCAAGAGUCCUCAACUUAGCAGGAAACGCGGAUAGGAUUAGAAAUUAACGACUGCAGUGAAACGUGCGCUCCGAAAUUUCAUUUUUCUCUUGGCGCGCGCAUCAGGCCAUGGAAUCUGCUAAAGGUGAGCCCGUGUCUUAUCUUUUUGCUAAACUAAAAUAAGAGCUUUUUCAUGUUACAAUCCCUUUUAGUGAAUCUGAUAAAAAUUUAAUUUCCGCUGGUCUUGCGGCAGAAGUUCUGGUAUCGUCAAAAGAAAAUGACAAAAAUAAAAUCAGCGUUGUAUCAUAUAUGUUCGAUACUCAAUUUUAAAACAUCCGUACAAGGUACUUAAUAGACAUACAGACCCUCCGGCGAUAUUCCUUUGAUGACGCAAAUUUCUUUCCUCGGAAAUAUAGCUGUAAUCAUCAAGACUCUCAGCCAUUAGAAAGUUCACUUAUUGGAGGGAAUGAAGUAAAAUGGAAAAUAACCGUUUCCCUGGGGUUUUUGUUAAUUGCUUUCAUAGGAGGUUACAGCUUCCUCGAAAGAUUGUUGUCAACUAUCCUUUGUGUUGACCCUUAAAGGAAAAAACGAUUAAUGUGAAAGAGUAUUAGCCAAUAUUUUGACUCAAUUUACGGACUAUUUCUGGCUGUUUUCGUUAGAGAAAUCUUGCUCCCAGCAGUAUGACCACUGGGUUUUUUCAAGCCGAAUUCUUUGGGUUUUUUCUGUAUUCAGAAAGCUUUUGCUGUUUUAGGAACAUUUAAAAAAAUGCUAUUAGAACAUAGUUCAGUAUUCAUGUUGCAUUAAUUCAGUUUCAAAGAAACCUAUCAUUGUUAUUGCAAUGGCUAGUCUGACCUCCCCCACUUAGAACGCAGUUUUGAAUAUAAUUAUUCUUACCUUUUGAUUGAAAUGGAUUAAGUCACUGUUUGAAUUCAAUGCGAAUUUUUGUCGUCUUUUUUUAAAAAAAACGUCUUCCGAUUCCCCAAUACGCAAAGGAACAAUCAAGAAACUUAGCUUGACGCUCUUUUUCAAAACGCACGUAAUUAAAUUGUUGCUUCAUCGCCUGUACAAUUUAACUGUCGCUUGGCGAGUUUCUUAUUACUUCCAGCGCUUAAAUGAUAGUUCUUUUAUCAAAACAAUCGCGCAAACUCAUGAAUUUUUAAUGCAGAAGUCUUAUAUGUAAACUUUAAUAGGAUGGUAAAUGUCGGCAGCACCAGCCCCCCCUUUCAUCCGAAGCUGCACGACCUUUGUCCAAUCACAACACAUUGAUUAACUUAGGCUGUUAGAAAUGAUAUGACGCGUCAUCUUAAGAAGCUUAUUGUGCAACACCUCUGUGUGAGGAGCCGGGCUUGUCGUGUUUGAAUUGGUCGCCAUGUCAGCGAAAACAUUUUGAGAUUGUGUUUUGAACUGGAACUGGCUAUUUUAGGGGUAAAUACCAAGCUUGAAUUUAAAUGUGGAAAACGAAAGAUGCAAUUCGUUUCUAACUCCAGGACCAUUACUUCCAAAUUAUAUGUCAACAAAAUACAAGCCAUAACUCAGCUCAGGAUACCCUGGUAUGUUAAUUUUAUUGUUUUUGACCCUCUAAAUUUCUUAAAAGGAAAAUUAAUUUUAGUUUAAGCCCGACUUAAUUCAUAGCGCGUAAACCUCGUUUUAAAUUUCUUGAAGACGCCAACGUGUUUCAUCGGUGUAGUAUCUAUUUGCUCUAGCAGUACAUGGUUACGAAUCAUUUACGUAGAUUUUUAGUAAGCAAACUCGCUACCUCUGUAAACCAGAAGCUAAAGUAUGAAUAAUUCACAGGCAUAAGAUUUUAUUAUAUUAGAGAAAUAUACCUUCAUACUCUAUCUGUUUGCCUUUUCUAUAGAAGAUUACGGAUUAUUGGGAAAAAAGCAUUUUCUCUCUCAAUGGUUAAUCACCUUUUUCGAAGAAUAUCCUGAUUGUUCAAUGUUACUCUCAACAGACCAAUUUAUAUUCUAGCAAAAAAUCUGGUUGUUUAAUUUUACUUUGAACUAUGAUUUCCUUCACCGAAAACGUAGACCAGAAUAUAAAGCCCGGGGAACUGCACACAAAAAAACCGCGCAAAUAGUAGCCUGGAGAUGUUUUCCUUUCUUUCUUUUUUUUUAAGAUUUCAGCGAUAAAAAUAAUACCUUAAAUGCAUUUUAUUAUUCUUUUGCUGGGGAUUAAUUUUCCCGAAAGUUGUAAGUAAUCGUAGGUUUCGAAAAUUAAUCCCCCGCGAAAAUUCCCAUCUAAGUAGAAAUUGGUAAACAUUACUAAUUUGGAUUAUUCGAGUUUUGGAUUCAACGUUUGAUCCACUAUAUUGGGCAUAAACACGAGAAAUAUUUUCCUCUCAAGCUGAAACCCCUUAGGAUCUUAUCUUUUGUGACAUAUCGGCUGGAAAUGGGAAACUAAUGUUUUGGAUUUAGUUUUGAUCCUGCCUUAGGACUUUUGCAGCGCCGCACGGCACUUCGCUAGAAUGAGCUGUGAAAAUAAGAAAUCAUCCUUGCAAACUGAAAGAACACCUUAACGAGAAUUAUUCCAGUGCUACUAAGGUGAAUUCAUCAGGUCAAUUGCGACUUAAAAGUAGAAGUUUUGUCGCGGGGUUUGUACUUCAGAGUUGUUCAGUUCAAUCGAAUAUCAGUGACCCCCUUGUUCGGUCGUUCAUCGCCGUUCUAAUCAACGGUCAUUAAUUGUAUUAUUCAAAAUACAAGCGUCAACAUUACGCUUGGGUUGACCCUUUCUCCCUUAGACCGAGUUUAUACGUUAUGACCAGUUGAUUCGUUUUCGUUAUUUUUGAAUCAGUGGACAAAAUCCUGUGGUAUUAUAAUUUAAAUGAAACCCCUUUGAUAAAACUUCUGCAUACGUAAUAUUUUUUGUAAGGAUUUUACAAAAUGAAAUUUUGAUUUUUUUUUUUGUGAAUUUACUCUGGCUGCAAUUAGAAGUGAAACGGUUAACUAAGGUGAACAUAGCGAACAAAAAUACGUUUCUCUUGAUAUCAUCGCUAAGCUAGGAAUGAACUUGCGAACGAAACGUAUGGAUUGGCCUCAGCAGCUGUUAGCCAUUUGAGCAUGCGCAAAAUUGUUUAUAGCCCAUUUACCGAUUUUCUGCAUUUAUUUAGUCACCCAAUGUCUAUUAUUUAAGCUAUUUUCCAUUCUUUCAGGCUUAAAUGGAAAGGAGUCUUUUACAAUAUCUUUCAGUGGCCUUCUUUUUUGUGUUUCUUGUUUGUUUGUUCGAUUUUAGCUGUGCGAUUCCUUUUUAUAAUGAUCUUAUGAAAAUUUCUCAGCAAGUUGUUGAGAAACAGUUCGUGACUCGGAUUCAAUUUUUUUUUCUUUAUUCGGAGCUUUCUUUAGAAGUAAUCCAAACAUUUAGACGUUUUAUCGUGUCUGCAUGCUUUAUAAAUGUCAUCAAAAUAUUGCCUGCGAAAAUGACAGCCAGUGUAUCAUCUAGAAGGAGAUAAAAACGUUGUCUUACCUUCGAUACUUUUAUCAAGAGAUGGCUUCUAGAAAGACCGAGGUAAACGUUUCCUGAGAUGCGUGUAUGUUUUCUGCGCAACAGAGCGCGCGCCUGACAUGAACGAUUUUAAUUUCUUUCGCUCGCAAUUCGUUUAAAUGGACAGAAAAGCAGACUUAGCGAUCUUUAAUUAUUGGCAGCCUUAAGUGCUCUAUUGUUGUCGAUUCAGGCAAAUAUGCCAGGUUUUCCUUUCAUUAUACACUUAAACAAAAAAGGAAUUUCAUGGUGAAUAGAGACAGGAGACCCAUUUUAAGUAUUCAACUGUCAGAGUUCCGUUUCCAACGUCGUUAGUUUCCAAAGGUUGUUUUUGAAGGUUGUCCUUUAUUUAGAGGCCUUCCGCCGUCAUUUGUUCGUCUCCGCCGGUAACAUUUCCCUGUCUUGUAAACAGCUUCACGUUCGAUUUUAGCCACUUUAAAUUUUCCGCAAAAAUUCUCCUUCGACGAUGCCCUAGAAGUGAACAUAUGCAGGUAAGUAUACCUCGUUUAGGUGCCAAAGAUGCUUAAGAACUAACGCUCCCAAAUAACGACAACUCUAGCGAUUAAUUUACUAUUUGUUCUUUCAGACUCGCACGAUACUCAGCUAAAAACUUCGCCUGUCCUCGAGACGAAAAUGAACGAAGGUACAAGCCGAACGUCUAAAGUUCGUUUCUCUGCUAACACGGACACCUUUAGCGAAGAUGAAGAAGCGGACAUUCGCCAUAAACGUCUUCUGCGUUACUUGUAUAAGGGAGGAAGAAGAUAUAGUGAAGCGGAAAAGGCUUUUUUGAGUCGUGUCAGGAUACCGUCAGUUGGGCUUCUUGCCGACGGUGAGACAAAAGUGGGAUGGCUAAGAUUUUUUGACCCAGGAGGUGAGUAAUUUAAAAUAAUCAUGUUUUAUUACUUCAUUCAUUCCUCGAAAAUUGUACGUUAAAGGCUAUUGAGAAGUAAAAUCCGAGGUAAAAGCUGAAAGUCAUCUGAAAGAUUCCGACAUCUCGCGUGGGGUUCAAUAAAUACCCAAGAAAAAAUAAAGCUUUUUCUCUUGUUCUUGGGUUAGCGUCGCCAGUAAUCUAAUUUUACGGCAAAAUCAGUGUAGCUCCUUACAAUACUUGCCUGAUUAUUAAAAAUUGCUCGAGAUUGAAACUGAAUAAUGUUUCAAGCCCGGCCAAAUAUUUCCGGGAAUAAUAUUUAAAAAAAACCUUUAAAAAAUGCUUCACGAAGAACUAUACUGCGAUGUGUAUGUCACAAUUGCAGAAUCUUUUGCACAAGUAGUUAAGGUGGCUCAUUUUGACAAUAAAAACACUGCUCUUCGGUCUUGCUGCUUCCGAUUCAUAUCGAUUUUAUCUGAAAUUUAUAUAUACUUUUUACUUGAUUUUUUCAAAAAUGGGAAAAGCAUACGCUGACUGAAUUGCUAACCAAAAGGUUUCAUGACGUUGUUCCCGUCAGCAGUUAUUUUAGUUUAUCUCUCCUAAAUCUUGAUAAAAUAUUCUCUGUGUAUUCGAAAUGAUAUUAAUUACUAGUUGAGGACGGAAAUGAGACAAGGUGAUGAAGACCGAGCUUUUAAUUUAACUGAUGUAAAAAUAUCUUUCCCACAAUAUAUCAGUUUUUUUAUUAGCGUAAAAGGGGUAGUUUUUACACCACCAAAUGAAAUUGCGACCGCAUUUUCAAUGUCACUAAAAUUAGUCAAAGCUUGGGUCAUGAAAUUUGCGUUGCAAAUUUCAGGUUUUUUCUCUUUUUGCCUCGACACAAAAAGGCAUUUAACGCCUAGUGUUCAAAUGAAUUUAAGUCACUCAGUUAUGAUCAGUAAUGGUGUUAGGGAAAUAGGAUGUUAUAUUUCUGCCCUAUUAAAAUUGAACGAGCGAACGUUUUCUGUCAUAAAUCAUGCUGCGAGAAUAGACAUAUGUUUCUUACACAGCUUUAAAAUUCGCAUGAAUGAAUUACUGGAUAAUACACCUUAAAUUGAUUAAAGAAAUAUACUUUUCCUUCGACAGACCUUUAUUAUGAUUUGACGCCACUUCUUCUUCUUAAGGGUUUUUCUUUCGGUCGCUUUCAUUAGCGGAUAACGCUGCCACUGUCACGCCUACAAUGUGACGACUGUCAGGAUAAAAACGCUUCUUUUAGCUUGACAUAUUAAGAUGUACUAGGACAAAUUCGUCCUCCGUCUUUCUUGAUGUGUCAAAUGUGAUUCCAAUGUCACCCGUACCGAACGAGAUCUUUGAAAAAUCAAUAGGCAUGUUGUUUUUAUCCUUAAGUUUAGAUCUUGGAAAACGCUCUUUCUACGAUUCGAAGUGAUGUUCUUGUCAAUUUUUAAGUAACUUAACGAAAAGUGCAAAAUGAUUUAAACCCAAGGGUUAAGAAUGGCCGUUUGUUUAUAACUACAGCUAUACAAGGCUCCUUCUGAAUUUUUUAUUUGACCUAUUGUUUUUAAUUAUCAGAAAUACACUCACUGUCUAUUUGAAUUCGUGAAGUCGGUUUAAGAAAGCGUAGAAUGGCUCUGAGGGUCCCCAGGGUUAAUGAAAAGUAGUCUUCUUCCGGGCAAAAGGUGUAAGGCUUUGACCGAAAAAUUACGUCGAGUUUUAAAAAAAUAGCCUUUUUGUCGUAGGCGAAAACUGGCAGUAAGACUAAGACUGCUCACAAAGCUAUACGUUCGAGGAAGUGUCUUGCCGCAUUGCAGACUUAGACCCGCAUUAGCCAGUCUGUAAUUUACACUCUUCGUCUACUCAAAAAAACUGUCAAGCAUAACCACUGCAAUUCAGGCGCAGGUGACGAGAAGAAGCCAAAACCUAGUCCUAAACCUUACCGUUAGCCCCCAAACUUCAGUUGAAGGUAGAUCCAAGUUAAUAGCGGUUUUUGGUUUUUUAGACUGGAUUUUAAGGUCCUUUAAAAUCUUCUAUUCUGCCUUCACGUUUUAACAAAACUGUUCAGAAAUCUAUGUGCCCUCUGAACAACUUGUUAGUAUUGAAACAUCCGUCCUCUUAGCAGUGAAAGGGACCUUAAGAUACGAGAUCGGGGAGCUAGCACGGCGACGGGGCUGGACGAGUAAGACUAGGUCGAGGCCCGUCGUGUCCGCCAGAGAGAGAAUAUACUUCAGAGCAAGCAAUUUUCACUUGGGACGGCAACGGCGAUAUUCAUUUCACGAACAAAAUAGUAUCGACCUUUAAAGACGAUAGGAGCCUUCUUCUGGAGAGCUACUUAGACGGCGUGAUAGACGACGAUGAAUUUAUUCUACUAUACGAUGAAACCUCCAAAAACCCGGAAUUACCAUAUGAAUUUAUUUUUUGUCAUUAUUUGCAAUACAAGAAUACGGAAACAACACAGUUAACUGCUCUGGUGCCACUUCAAUGCUGCUUAUGUCGGUUUCAAUUCCACUUGCUUUUUUUUUUCAGUUCUCUCGCAAUUUGGUUCAAGUUUUCAGCGACCUCUUCCCAUUUCUUUCCUCUCGCAACUGUGCUUUUUUUUGUUUCAGUGAAGGGAUCAGAAAACAUGAUUUCCCGGCAUAUUAUUUCGUCGUGAAGAGAACUCUACACCAUUGGCUUCCCAAAAAAAAUUAGAAUCUACAUUCAAGCGGAAUCUUUAAUUGAAAAUGAAAUUGAUUUGCAACUGAAUGCGCCAAAGGUAAACACCGGCCGACUGUCAGGAGGUACAAGUCAAAGUAACCUUCGCUGAACUUUUUUUACUGAUUAUUGGUCCACUGUAACUGGAUCUCUUUUAACUUCACUUACACUGAUUUACGUUUCUUCACUGGGCACUCAGGAACAUUCACGUCGCGAGUGCAAAACACAACAAACAAUGGACUUAAAUUAUCGCCUUGUUUUCCUCAUUUCGGAAUAUUUCCGACAAAAAUCGCGAAGAAUAUGGUCUUAUGAAGCACCAGGGUCAGCAUAUCUGAAAAGGGAAUCGAUUGUGUCUUAUUGUAGAUAAAAACAAGCCGAGAAUACUAACGUUUUCGAGAUGACGCAAAACAGGCUAAAUGGCGUCCUCCACGAGACCAGGACGGCAAGAACACGAAUUUGGAGUUGUUGUGCGCAGGCCUUGUUGUGUAAAUUUACUUCCGGUAGUCGUCGUGGCUUGUCCCGUCCUCGUAUGUUAAGGUCCCUAAGUCCCUAAGUCGGCUGUUUACACGUUUUUUUAUUUCGAAACCGGAACCAGUAGAGACAGUGACAUGAACUCAACAUCUUCAGAAAUCAGUCGCAAUGUAGUUCCUCCUUAUGCAUAUCAAUACCUCAUCCUCUUUUUCAAUUUGGAUUUUGGCGUGUUCACGAAAAAACACGAGAAAGCAUUGUUUUACUAAAAAAUCCCUUGCCACUCAUCAUGAAUACUUAAAAUAAAUACACCUUUCCCUAAAACAACAUGAAGGGAGCCAUUUUUCGCGUAGUGUACCCUUUUAGUCCUGACUCUCCUGUCCGUUCAAUGGGCAUCCCAACAAACUGCCGUUGAAUACAAUCCGUAAGAUACCGCAGAAUAUUUUACAGCUUUCUAUAUCUCUCUUUUUUGUUAUAGCGUGGAAUAAAUUGUGAUAUUAAUAGCUUAUCUUAAUAUUCUCUUUGCAGGUGACAGGCUCUACUACUGGUUGCUAAUAGUCUCCGUAGCUGUUGUGUAUAAUUCAUGGGUGCUUAUAUUAAGAACCUCAUUCCCUGAAAUCCAGGAACGACACGCGAUAAUCUGGAUUGUAAUUGACUAUUUUUGCGAUGUGAUCUAUAUCGCGGAUGUGUUUGUGAGCUCAAGAACAGGAUACAUGGAGGACGGAAUCAUGCAAAGAGACAUUCAAAAAAUGCGCCGGCACUACUUGCACACGUCAGCGUUUUAUUUAGACGCCGCGUCCAUUGUGCCUCUGGAUAUUGCGUAUAUUUUCAUAAAGCACGAGCCCGCGAUACGUAUGAACCGUCUGAUAAAAUAUCAUCGUUUCUGGCGAUUUCUUGAUCGCACAGAGAGCAGAACCAGCUAUCCGAAUCUGUUCAGACUGGCUUCCUUAAUGCAGUUUAUUCUUGUUUUAAUUCACUGGAAUGCAUGUAUUUACUUCAUCGUGUCGCGAGAAAUUGGGUUUGGCACCGACACAUGGGUUUACCCAGGAAUCAACGGAACCCUAACUGAAAGACACCUGUCACUCACAAGAAAAUACAUAUACUCUUUUUAUUGGUCAACUCUGACGUUGACGACAAUUGGAGAAGUGCCGCCACCCCACACUAACGUGGAGUUUAUUAUUGUUACGCUUGAUUAUCUGAUAGGUAAGUUGUAAAUAUUAUUUUGCUCAUGGAGUAUGAAGGGGCCUUUCUAAUAAUUUGGUAACGAAAUCUGCUACCAAGGAUAAGGUAAGGUCAAAGUGCGAAGCGUCCGUUUCUGAAGCUGGGCGGACUGUGCCGGGUACUAUUUAUUGGAUGCGAAAGAACACAAGCUGUAAACCAAUCACGCAGCUUUCUCUACCUGAGAAGUAUUAUUCUCUGUGUUCAUUGUCAACGGAUUUGCCACCAAACUUUAAAAUUCUCUCCGCACAAAAAUAUGUAAGAUAAUACUCUUUCGUCAGUUUUGUCCAGAAAUGUACGGAUUUUGGAAGGGUUCUGAAAGCCGUCAAAAGUGCAGUGCAAUUGAACUUUCGAGCGACAUAUGUGAUUUAGGCAGAUGGAUGACCAAAAUUCAAUUAUGCUUGUCAUUCCAUAUUUAGAAAGGCUCAGUGAAACACCACCCCGGGCCAAAUGUUCAUGCCUUAACUGUGGCUGGGAUUACCAUAGCCCAAUAGUGGUCCACAUUUUUCCUAACCCAACAGUGAUCCAGAUUUUCAUGGCCCAACAGUGGUGUUAAGGUUUUCUAGGCCCUACAAUGUUCCAGAUUUUCAUGGCCCAACAAUGUUCCAGAUUUUCUUGACCCAGCAAUGAUGCAGAUUUUCCUGGCCCAAGUGGUCCAGAUUUUCUCGGCCCAACAGUGGUCCAGAUAUUUCAUGGCCCAGAUUACCAUGGUGCAAUAUUGGUCCAGAUUAUCUUGGCUCAACAGUGGUCCAGAUUUCUUGGCCUAACAGUAAUCUAUAUUAUCUUUACCCAACAGUGGUCCAGAUUUUUCAUGGCCCAACUGUGGCCCAGAUUACCAUGGUCCGAUAGUGGUCCAGAUUAUCUCGGCCAAACAGUAAUUCAGAUUUUCUUGGCCCAACAGUGGUCCAAAUUUUCUUGGCCAAACAAAAAUUCAGAUUUUCGUGACCCAACAGUGUUGCAGAUUUUCUUGACCCAACAGUGGUCGAGAGGUACCAACAGUAGCCGUAUUGACGGAGUUCCACUUUAUCCCUUCUUUGCAGGUGUACUUCUUUUUGCCACUAUUGUAGGAAAUGUGGGUAGUAUUAUCACCAAUCAAAAUGCUGGUAAAGUAGACUUCCAAAACAAGAUGGACGGUAUUAAAGCUUAUAUGCGUUUCCACAAAAUCCCUCAACAUUUACAACAGCGGGUGAUUAAGUGGUUCGAUUAUUUGUGGAUGAACAAGAAACAUCCCGAUGAAGAGGAGCUCCUGCACUCUUUGCCAGACAAACUCCGAGCUGAGUUGGCAAUCCACGUGCACUUAGAUUCAUUAAGGAAGGUUGCUAUCUUUCAGGACUGUGAGGCGGGGUUUCUUAGCGAGCUGGUCUUGCGUCUUCGUCCUCAGCUAUUUUCACCAGGUAAAUUAAAAAAUUUCUCGUGAAAUAUUUAUAGAGAAGUGUUUCACUUAAAUACUGAGAUCCUAGCAAGUAUUUGAUAAUCUUGGACAAUCUCUGGAAAUCUUGCUUAUAUUUUUUUUCGGCUAAGCAUCAAUAAAAAAUGAAGAAAGUUUGAGUACCUUUAUAAAUAAAAACGAGUAUGAUGUUUUGUCAUAAUGAUGCAGCAAGUAACCUGCCAUUGGCUGUAAUGAACGUGAGCGUGCAAGACUGCAAUGGGACGGUCAUUCACAAAUGUUCCUAACAUUUUAUAUACUUCAACUCACGAAAUCACUGCGCUCUUUUAUAUGUUGUUGUUCAAUUUUAUCCUUGGUAUAAAUUUUGUUUUCAUAUGUUUUGGGGUAUGGUAUGAUAAUGACCUGAUAACGAGUUUGAAACAAAAGAAAAUGAAGUUUAAACCAAGGAUAAAGUUGAACCACAAAAUAUACGAAAAGCCUAAAAAGAGAUAUCCCUUUCGGGCGGAGCCUCGCCGUGUUCCCCGUGAAUACGAGCCCGUGCUAUUUAGUCUCAGCGCAACCCGUUCUGAAGACAGUAUCCGUUUUUAAUUGUGUAUACUACCUUGCUCAAAAUUGAAUAGUAAUUAUAACCUGGAACAAACAAGGAAGGUUUGACCAUAAUGUUUUGUGAGUUGAUUUCUUCAAGAAAAUCAAAAGUUAAGCUGUGUUUCGUUUUUCUUGACCUACCUUUUUGCUGUGAGCAGUCUCUAUCAGUCAGAUAAAACACUACCUCACUUGUUCGAUAUGUUAACUAUAGCAUUUUUUUACAGGUGACUACGUCUGCAGGAAAGGCGAAGUCGGCAGAGAGAUGUACAUCGUGAACAGGGGCAAGUUGGAGGUGGUGUCAGAAACAGGCACCAAAAUCUAUGCUGUGUUAGAGGCCGGUAGUUACUUUGGAGAGAUAAGUGUUUUGUGCAUGAGCGCCGCCGGAAAUCGUCGGACCGCUUCGGUCCGCUCCGUCGGUUACUCAGAGCUUUUUUGCUUGUCGAAGAAUGAUCUCAUGGAAGUGCUCGACGAAUAUCCUGAGAUCAAAACAAAGAUUGAGAGCAUUGCUAAACAAAGGCUCGAGAAUGACAAGAGACGCACGAGCGUGCUUUUGUCAAAUAAGCACAACAGAACUGAGACAGACUGCGCUGACUCUGAACCGAGAGUAAAAAGCCGAUCUUUUGCUAAGAUGGAAGAGAAAAUUGCCACCCUCGAGAGAGAAAAGGAGACCCUUUUGGCAGAAUUGAAAAAGCAGAGGGAAGAGUUUUCUGACAGACUAGCUGACCUAGAGUGUUCCAUGUCACAUCUUUCACGCGAGCGGCGUGGAGACAACGUUAGACCUGCUUCAAGAUCUUUUGAUUUCGUUUGGAAGAGAAGAUAACUGGUGUAGUGUUCUUGACAGGAAAUUUUUGAAUGUUUUGAUACUUAAAUCAGCCUUUCAAAAGAGAAGCUAUGAAAGAAAAAAAUAUAUUCACACAAUUCUGUGAGGUUUAGAGGAAGAAUGAUUCACCUUGAAGCACCUGGAUACAUUUAUUCAUGUACGUCUGUGAAGCAUGGAUGAAAAACCGUAAGGCAACAGACUGGUUACUGUAGAAUGCUGAACCAAUUAGUGCAUGAAAACUUUGUAAUGUUUGCACUAAAAGCAAAAUUAAGAGUAUUUGAAGUGAUUCAAAAAAUGGUCGUCGACCGGAAAUGAUUGCUCGGGUUAUUUUUUUCAAACUGAUGCAUAUGUGUCAGCGAUACGUUUCCUGUACAACAUUAUAUUUGGUUGUCGCUCUACUGUGAACAGUUUUAACUCUUCACAAAAAAACUGUCUGUGCACAGAGUCAAGCCCGGUAACUAAUAGAUAAGCCCAUGAUUGAAUGCUAUCACAUGUACAAUCCUUUUUUUACAGUCAUCCUUAUGGAUAAAAGUUUACCAAAGAAUUGUUAGAGUACCAAGAAUGAAGUGGUAUGAAGAUGCAAUUGAGAAAAUACCGAACAAUAACCGUGCUAGGUUCUGACAUGUUUAGUGACUUGGCUUUCUCGUUCGCCAAUCGGAUGCCACCCAAGAAGUAGCGCCAACUGCCUUUUUUUAAGCGCUCAUCUGAAACUCGGCUGACUAAAUGGAAGGCUGUUGUCAAAAGGAACUGCCUACUUGGACACAGCCGAAGCUGCAAUUUUCGAUCGGAAAAAUUCGGAUUUAGACUGUUUAGAUUGAUGAAACGACCCGCUACCAAUAUGAUGCAACAUUUAGUCGUUGCCUUACUUAACAAUGCCGACUUCUCGAAAAUAUUUUUUAAUGUUUUAAUCCUGCUUUCUUGUCUUGUGAUCAGUGAUGUAGUAAUCGAAUUAACACUGUCGUUUUCAACUCAUAGGUUAAAUGAAACUCGCCUUUAUUAGAAGCAACUUCAAAAGUGGUAGAAUGGCAAUUUAAUUGAAAAGCAGGAAUUUUCAGCUGUUUGCCACCUAAAACUCGUUACCCUAAACAUGCAUAGAGAUGUUAAUAACAGAACGUACAGAAUUGAGGUUUAAUUAACAUCAAUGAAAUGUCCUUAUUUAAAGGCCAUAUUAUCGUAGAACACUGCGCAUGCUUGGCGUCAUUUAUAAUUAAUUAGGCACCUUGACUAAUCUCGACCCCAGAGCUCUUCUGCGCAUGACGGCCAGGGUAAGCACUGGGUUCGACAUUGCUGGACUACGUAAUCCCUUUGGCAAAUCAUCGGCAAGGGUAAUAUGUCUGCUGGUAAUUAGGUCAUGUAUGGUGGUCAGAAUGUAACGGCGC